Molecule: messenger RNA, 1545 nt
Organism: Aspergillus niger
Lineage: Eukaryota; Fungi; Ascomycota; Eurotiomycetes; Eurotiales; Aspergillaceae
Exons: 2
Coding region: 1-1545 (514 amino acids)
Biological process (GO): transmembrane transport
Cellular component (GO): fungal-type vacuole membrane; plasma membrane
Molecular function (GO): transmembrane transporter activity
Source: RefSeq, a predicted model, not a curated record
AUGGCUGAUACCAUGCGUGACGAGGAGAAGGGCCACCGCGCCGCUCCAGCCGUAGAGUCGGUCUCGUCUCCCUCGGAAAGUGGAAAAGAAAUGGCCUCCUUCCCUUCUUCAGGGAAUGCCUGGACGAGGCUCAACGCUCGAAUUCAAUCCAUCAAAUUCCUCGAAAGCCGCGGUAUCGAGCGUGUUCCGGAGUCCGAGCGCUACGCUACCUCCGCGUCCAAUUACAUGCAAAUGGCUCUGCUUUGGUUCAGUACGAACAUCACCGCUAACAACAUUGCGGUUGGAAUGUAUGGGCCACUGGACUACUCUCUGAGUUUCGUUGACUCGGCACUCUGUGCGGUGUUCGGUGCUUUCCUUGGUGCGGCAGGUGUGGCGUAUAUGGGAACCUUCGGACCGCAGAGCGGUAAUCGAACAAUGGUUGUCGCGAGAUAUUUCAUGGGCUACUACCCGAGUAAGAUUGCUUGUCUUCUGAACAUUAUCAUCAUGUUGGGUUAUGGAAUGAUCGACUGCCUCGUGGGUGGCCAGGUGCUGUCCGCGGUUGCUGAUGGUGGGUUAACGGUGGUGGUGGGAAUCAUCAUCAUUGCCAUCAUCACGUGGAUCGUCGUGGUCUUUGGUAUGGCGCCUUUCCACGUGUACGAGCGAUGGGCCUGGGUGCCUCAACUCAUCGCCAUUUUCGUCUUGGUCGGCAGUGCCGGCCCGAAAUUCGACACCAACAUCUCCUCCACUGGCGACACCCAGACCAUCAACGCCAACCGUCUCACCUUCUUCUCGCUCUGCCUUUCCAGUUCAGUUGCCUGGGCCCCUGCUGGUGCUGAUUUCUUCGUCUACUUCCCACCCACCACCUCGAAGUGGAAGACUUUCACUCUCACCCUCUUCGGUGUCGGCCUUGCCCUCUCUUUUGCCAACCUUAUGGGCAUCGGCCUCGCUAGUGGCACGCUAACGAACCCAUCCUGGGCGGAGGCCUACGACACCUCUGCUGGAGCUCUCAUUAUCGCCGGAUAUGACGGUCUCGGAGGAUUUGGCAAGUUCUUGGGCGUCCUCGUCGCCCUGGGUCUGAUUGCCAACAACAUCCCUGGAACUUACUCUGCCACCCUGGGCUUCCAGAUCAUGGGCCGCCACCUCGGCAGCCUUCCCAGAUGGUUCCUCUCCUGUGUUUGUGUGAUCAUCUACACUGCCUGCGCCCUAGGUGGCCGGAACCACCUCUACGAUAUCUUCGAAAACUUCUUGGCCUUGAUGGGUUAUUGGGUAACCAUCUAUCUUACCAUCGCCCUCGAAGAACACCUCAUCUUCCGCCGCACCCGCGGCUUUGAUUGGGAUGCCUGGGCUGACCGGUCCAAGUUGCCCCUCGGCCUUGCUGCUCUGGCUGCGUUCUUGAUCGGAUGGGCGGGUGCGAUCGUCUGCAUGGACCAAAUAUGGUAUGUUGGCCCGAUUGCCAGGAUGGUUGGCUCGGACGGCGCGGACCUGGGUAUCUGGGUCGGUGUUUCCUGGGCGAUGCUUGUGUUCCCGCCUCUGCGGUAUUUGGAGCUGCAGAAGAUUGGUCGGUAA